Molecule: messenger RNA, 1765 nt
Organism: Plectropomus leopardus (leopard coralgrouper)
Lineage: Eukaryota; Metazoa; Chordata; Actinopteri; Perciformes; Serranidae
Source: RefSeq, a predicted model, not a curated record
ACGGGAAGAGAUGGGAGUAGACAGAUGGAGAUGGGUGGAGACAGUAGGAGACAGUAGGGUUAGGGUGGAGACAGGUGGACACAGGAGGAGAUGGGUGGAGACAGAUGGAGACAGGUGGAAACAGGAGAAGACAGAUGGAGACGGGAGGAGACAGAUGGAGACAGGUGGAAACAGGAGAAGACACAUGGAGAAAGGACGAGAUGGGCACAUGUACUCACAGUCUGUCUCUGUCUCCUGUUCUCAGGGGACAUGUACACAGCGGAGGGGACAGAGGACGAGCCGGAGUGGGUGGCAUCGGAGCGUCAGCAGUUUUCCGAAUUCAGAGACAAAAACAAAGAUGGAAAAAUGGACAAAGAGGAAACUCUGGACUGGAUCCUGCCGACGGACUACGACCACGCUGAGGCCGAGGCACGCCACCUGCUGCACGAAUCUGACGCCGACCAGGAUGGAAAACUCACCAAAAUUGAAAUCCUGGACAAAUACGAUGUGUUUGUGGGCAGUCAGGUGACAGACUUUGGCGAGGCGCUACUACGACACGACGAGUUCUAGAGACGGAGACAACUCUCAGAUAUUUUACAGUUUUUGAAGAAUAAGUUAUUUUCUAUACCUGUGUGUGUGUGUGUGUGUGUGUUUGUUUACACACAGUUUGGGAUUUGUCUAGAUUUCAAAGGUCAGUUUGAUCUUUUGAUACAUUUUAUUCGCUCUGUUUCUGUAUUUCGGGACUUCAUUUUCCGUCCACGUUGGGUUUUUUUCUGCUCCUCAUGCUCCUACUGAUUCACUGCUUUUAUUUUGAAGGUUCACUUCUGCAGACUUUAACUCUCUGCCGUCGCACAGUUUCUCUAAAAAUCUGGAAUUCAUCUCCAGAGGAGGAGGAUGAAACUGUCAGCCAGUUCAGUUCAGGUUCUGUUCUGUUCAGGUUCUGUUCAGGUUCAGUUCAGGUUCUGUUCAGGUUCUGUUCAGGUUCAGUUGUGGUUCCUGUCCUUAACUUUGGACCGGAACAUAAAUAUGUAGUGAAGCUAAAACAUUUGCAGCUUCUGUUUGGAUAAUUUUCAGUGAGUGGGCAGAGUUUUCAUCAGGAAAUGUGGUCCGUGUUUGUUUUUUUUGGAUAAAAACAAAAAUCUGUAACAACAGAACAAACUCACAGGUGUGAUUGGCCGUCUGGCUCCUGUUGUUUAUCGCCCUCUGCUGACGAUGUGUCUUUUUUUUUAACCCUUUACAGUCUUCACCAAGAAAAAGCAAUGGGAAAAAAUGUAUUUGUAUUUCUCUGUAUUUGGGUCUUCAGCAACAAAUCAGUGUUUAUUUUUUUUAACAAACAUAUUAGUUUUUUAAAUGUGGACUUCGACCCGACGGGUGAGAUGGUAGUAAAACAGAAAGAAAAUUAAUUUACAGUUACAAUGCUGUAAUCUGUUAGUGUUUCAACGUAUUUCACAUUCUGAGCGUAUUAGCACCACAAAUAUUAAUUUCAUGUAAUUAUUCCAGAUAUUAAUAAGUCCAACACAUACUGGACUAACAUGAAAUAUAAAUAGUAUUAACUACAGUGAAUAUUCAUCCUUUUGAUUUCGUUUGAAAAAAUGUAAAUUUACUACCUUAGCAUCAGUACCUUUACCAUAAAAUGAUAUUUAAACUAUUUAGUAAAACCUGACUUUAAACCGUUAAAUCAGAGUUUCACCAUUAAGUUUAUAAAAGGGAUUAAAUUAAAUGUCACAUUUAACAACAAUGAAGGAUCUGAAGGUUUUUUAAUUUAAUAACGUUAUCUUAACGGCUU